CAAGCUGCCAUAAAACAACCAGAGAAAAAGAAGAAGGAGAAGAAGCUGUACAGUAGUGGAGAUUCUCUGGUUCUACAGCUGGAGUGUUUUUGGGGGGUUUGGUUCCACAUCUCUGGAGGAACAGGAUCAGCUGAUCUAUAGAAGAAUGAAUGUCGCAGUGGUUCAAGUCUUCUCCUGCUUCUAGUGAUUUUCCUACGUUGCUGAAGUUUAUCUCCACAAUUUACCAAUAAUCUGGACUUUUCACAAGGAUAUAGAAUAGAAUAUUAAGAAGAAUUUUCUAGAAGAAUUUUCAAUACCUGCAGAAGCUGUUUGCGACGUUUAGCGGACAAAUGAAGCCAGAUCCAGAUGUGGAGAAAACCCACCACUGCUCAGACUGUGGGAAGAGUUUUGCUAAAGAGAGUUAUCUAAAAAUUCACCAGCACAUUCACACUGGAGUGAAACCGCAUCACUGCUCAGAGUGUGGAAAGAGUUUUACUAAACAGGGUGAUUUCAAAAUACAUCAGCGCAUUCACACAGGAGUGAAACCGUAUCAGUGCUCAGACUGUGGGAAAAGUUUUACUCAACAUAGUAAUCUCAGUGCACAUCGGCGCAUUCACACUGGAGAGAAACCAUUUUACUGUUCAGAGUGUGGGAAGAGUUUUCCUCUGCAGGGUACUCUCAAAACGCACCAACGCCUUCACACCGGAGAGAAACCGUAUCAGUGCUCAGACUGCGGGAAGAGUUUUACUCAAUUGAGUAAUCUCAACAUACACCAGCGCGUUCACACUGGAGAGAAACCGUAUCAAUGCCCAGAUUGCGGGAAGAGCUUUACUACUCAAACCUAUUUCAAAAUACACCAGCGCAUUCACACAGGAGAGAAACCGUACUGCUGUAAGGAGUGCGGGAAGGAUUUUAAAGACCUUGGUCCUCUCAAAAUGCAUCAGCGCAUUCAUACAGGGGAGAAACCGUAUUACUGCUCAGAGUGCGGGAAGAACUUUACAGAUCUGGGUGCUCUCAAAUCGCACCAGCGCAUUCACACUGGAGAGAAACCGUAUUAUUGCUCGGAGUGCGGAAUGAGCUUCAGGUAUUUAAAUAAAUUAAAGAAACAUGAGUGCACCAACAUCACUCCUUCAACCAGCCCAGGAUCCAACCCAGAUCUUAAAGUAGAGGAAAUAAUCGCCAACUGAAGACAACCCUAUAACCUCCUGUAACACUUUUAUAAUUGAUUGUUUUAAAAAUGCAUAAAAUGCAUAUUCAUAUGAUAUUUAUGAUAUUUAAUAUGUAAUCUCUUUAGCUUUAGCUGUGUCACAAUAAGACAAAUCCAUUUGGAGUUGAGUGUUUUGCAGGGGACUGAGAUGUUCUGCAGGUUUUAGAAUAACUGAGAGUAAAAGUGAAAAAGCUUGUUAAUAAAAUUAUAUAUGGACAAUGAAACUGAAACACCUGGUUUUAGAGCACAAUAAUUGAUUGUGGUGACGGACAGUUCUGGUGGAAACAGGAGAGUUGAGGUGAACAUUGAAUUCUGCGUGAUUUGAUCAGCCAUGGUUUUAUGUUUUUUGGAUACAAUCCGGGUUAGCACCCGAACAUCCCUUUCAGACAGCUUCCUCUUACAGCGUCCACAGUUAAUCCUGUUGGAUGUGGUUGGUUCAUCUUGGUGGUAUGCUGACAUUACCCUGGAUACCGUGGCUCUUGAUGCAUCACAAAGACUUGCUGUCUUGGUCACAGAUGCGCCAGCAAGACGUGCACCAACAAUUUGUCCUCUUUUGAACUCUGGUGUGUCACCCAUAAUGUUGUGUGCAUUGCAAUAUUUAGAGCAGAACUGUGCUCUUACCCUGCUAAUUGAACCUUCACACUCUGCUCUUAAUGGUGCAAUGUGCAAUUAAUGAAGAUUGAACACCAGGCUGCUCCAAUUUAGACAUGAAACCUCCCACACUAAAAACCUCCCACACAGGUGUUUCAGUUUCAUUGUCCAACACCUGUAUGUAUAUGUGUAUAUAUAUAUAUAUAUAUAUAUAUAUAU
Molecule: messenger RNA, 1996 nt
Organism: Astyanax mexicanus (Mexican tetra)
Lineage: Eukaryota; Metazoa; Chordata; Actinopteri; Characiformes; Acestrorhamphidae
Product: gastrula zinc finger protein XlCGF49.1
Exons: 2
Coding region: 330-1166 (278 amino acids)
Biological process (GO): negative regulation of transcription by RNA polymerase II; regulation of immune system process; regulation of cytokine production
Source: RefSeq, a predicted model, not a curated record